This is a messenger RNA of Oncorhynchus mykiss (rainbow trout), 978 nucleotides long. RefSeq names its product zinc finger E-box-binding homeobox 2. Gene Ontology annotation, cellular component: nucleus. The record is from RefSeq and is a predicted model, not a curated record. Lineage: Eukaryota; Metazoa; Chordata; Actinopteri; Salmoniformes; Salmonidae. Gene Ontology annotation, biological process: regulation of transcription by RNA polymerase II; anatomical structure development. Gene Ontology annotation, molecular function: DNA-binding transcription activator activity, RNA polymerase II-specific; RNA polymerase II cis-regulatory region sequence-specific DNA binding.
UCUCUCUCCCUUCCUCUCUCUCGCUCUCUUUCUUUCUUUCUCUCUCUUUCGGUGCCUCUGGCUCUCUGUUGCUCUCUCUCCACAGUGGACAUCGAAUGGGUCAGUUCUCUGGGCUCGGAGGGGGAGGAUGGUGAUGAGGUGGGUCUGUGGAGCCCGGAACCCCAGGACUACCAGGGCAGCCUGGACAAGACCAGUCUGACCCCCAGCGAGGGUGACGGAGACGGGGAAGGGACCGAGCCGGGAGGUACCCCCAGCCCCAGGGGCCAGUCAACCCAGCCCCAAAGCCCCAUCCCCAGGGAGGGCCACUGGGCAGAGGGGGAAGAGGAGGUACCUGAGAGUGGGAUAACUAUGGACAGGAAGCAGGAAUCUCUCAUGACCUACACAGGUCAGAGGUCAGACAGCAGGGCCUUGGAGGACCACUAUGACUUCCUGGUUCAGUUGAGAAAGGCAUCCUCCCACCAACCUGCCUCACACCACUACCAGCACCACAACCACCUGCCCCCCGACGGCAGAAGCCCUGCCCAAGCCAUGUACCACACUGGCAGUCUGCGCCUCCGUGAUGACCUCCCUCCCGUCUGGUCUGUUGGGGCUCGGAGCUCACCUGAGAGACCAGACAGCGUCCCUUUAAAUCUACAGGCUUGCCCGUUCUGCCAGCAUACCUUCCACCGCGGAGGGUCCCUACGCGAGCACAUCAGGUUUUGCCACGAGCGGGACGGGGGACACUAUAGAGCUCAGAUGGAACGACACAUGGGACUGCACAGUCAGCACAUUGACCAUGGUGCGGAGAGCAGGAAGUUCAAGUGUUUUCAGUGCGGGAAAUCCUUCAAGUACAAACACCACCUCAAAGAGCACCUCCGCAUCCACAGUGGUGAGAAACCAUAUGAAUGUUCCAACUGCAAGAAGCGCUUCUCUCACUCUGGCUCCUACAGCUCACACCUCAGCAGUAAGAAGUGCUUGACAGGGGGAGGAGGAGGAGGA